AUGCCAAGGAAAGCUCGAUACACCGUUAGUGAUGCAACCGGAUUUGUAGCUGGCCCUAAUAGUCAAACCCACGCUAGUCCACAAACGGAUGGAACGCAUGAUACGGGGGAAGAAACUUCAAGUGCACAACAACGUGCAAGAGCCCCUCCACCACCGCGUUCCGGCAAUGGUGCUCGACAAUCCCGUGUUAACGCUGUACCCUUUCGACCACCUCGCAAUGAAACACGGAUGGCUUCGUCAAGUGACGUUGGGGACGCUCGAGCUCCUGCGACAAAUAGAAAGCAUCCACCGGAUUCACAUGAAGGUGUGGAUGACCAUUCAGAAGAUGAAGACUAUAACCCGGAGGCGGAUGAGAUCGAUUCAUUCGAUGACCAUCUAGAUAACAUGUUUGCUGCACAUGAAGUUGAACAUCAAGAAAAUGGUAUGAUCUCUUCUAUGGAGCUGACUGUUAGGGAGGCAUUAGCACUUCAUCCUAGAAAGAAGAUCGUUCUACACCAUAACAGAGAGUUGCAACAAGUUGGUCAGGCAGCGGGCUUGUUGAGUGGUUUCUUGGGGACAUUGGGAUCUGAUUUUCAACAAUUACCAAUUUGUGCAAAGAGUUGGAAGACAAUGAGCAAGGCUUCCAAGGAGCAUGCGUAUGACCAGGUUAAGCGAGUCUUCCACUAUGAGGACGAUAAAAGAGGGUGGAUAAAGCGGGGAAUUUUACAAAGAAUAGGAAACUGCUGGAGGAAUUCAAGAAAUCAUUUGUUCCAUAAGGUUUAUGACGAAGAACUAACUUUUGAGCAAAAUAUCAAGCGUAAGCCACCAGGAAUAGAGGCAAAUCACUGGAAAAAGUUUCUUCAAUAUCGAUUGGACGAUGACACGAAGGAUAAGUGUAGAAAAAAUGCCGUUAAUCGUUCAAAGCAACAAUACACACACACCGGAGGUUCUAAAACGAUGGCAAGAAAGAGACACGAAGAAGAAGCAAUUGAACUUAUUGAGAGCCAAGACCCCUCUAGCAAGGAAUUUUCACAGAAUGAUUCCCUUGCACAAGUGCUUGGAAAGGAGCACCCAGGAAGAGUUCGUGGACUCGGUAUUGGUACAUGUCCGAGUCGGUGUUUUCGUAACAUUCCAGAGCAGUCGGACUACGGUGUACAGAUUGAGGAGUAUCAGAUGGAGAUUGUGAAACUCAAGGCAGAGGCAGCAGAACUCAAGGCGGAGGCAGCAGAACUCAGGGCAGCAGCAGCAGCAGCAGAGGCAAAGAGACAGAGAAUGGAGACAGAGGCAGCUGAAGGGAAGGCAAAAAUACAGACAAUGGGAGAUUUGUUGACAUACGUAAUCCAGCAACAAGGAGGUAAUUUGCCACCUGAAAUAGCUGCGGGUUUGGAUUAUUUGAGAAGUGCACCAACCUCAUCCCAUGCAAGAUGA
Molecule: messenger RNA, 1407 nt
Organism: Arachis duranensis
Lineage: Eukaryota; Viridiplantae; Streptophyta; Magnoliopsida; Fabales; Fabaceae
Exons: 6
Coding region: 1-1407 (468 amino acids)
Source: RefSeq, a predicted model, not a curated record